GUUCCCAGGUGAAUUAAGGAAAGUUAUUAUCUAAAAUUCAGGAUGGACCGGCUCUGUGGUAUUUUAGAAAUUGGAUAUACAGGAUUCUCAUUUAACACAAAUUAACAAUUUUGAAAUAAAGUACCUUUUUCAUACAAAACAAAAAAUGUGUUUCAUCUCAAUUUCUUCCGCUCUUUUUACAGAGAACAUAUUGAAUCAAGACCGGUUAACUCAUCAGGCAAAAAGUCUUCUCUUUGUCUAGAUAAUGGACGAGCACACCUGUUCGGCUGAAUCUCUUGUUGUCAUGAUCUGUGGGAAGAAACUUUCCUUGUAUUAAAAUUCCAGUAGGCGUGGCCUAGCUGUUGAAUGAUUGGCUGAUAACGGUACAAUGACCCCUUUGAGAAUAGUUCAGCCUAUGGCAAAUUGGAGUAGGAGGAGCUAAUAUCUACUCACGGUUAUUACAAGUGAAUAUUUAUACACGAAGUAUUCCUCGUUGUAACAUUUGCAAGCUAAGCAAGGAAAGAGCUAGUACACAGAACAAGUCGAUCGAUAUUACCAAUUCGCAGAGAAAACAUGAAAGCCAUUACUCAACCUUGUGUAAGACCAGUGGAACUUGGCAUGAAAAAGGAUUCUAUGAAAGUGAUGAAGAAAGUAGAUGAUUGUGCCGCAGAAAUGCAGGCUUGCUUCUCUAAACUGAAGGAAUUAGUGCCGUCUGUGCCACAAGACAAGAGGUUAUCCAAGACCCAGUUGUUGCAACAUGUGAUUGAUUAUAUUUUGGACUUGGAGACAGCCCUUGACUUCAACCCUGCCGUGCUGGCUGAACCUCUCCCCAGUGUUAACAGGGCUCCACUCUCGGAAAAACCUGAACCAAACACUAUUCAGGCCUUCACCCAGAUGGCAGUCUCAAUGGAUCAGGACGAAUCCUGCGAUUCGAAGUAGUGAGAAACCCUGUCUCCUUUUGCGGAUGUGAACUAACAAUCGCAUUGGAACCCAAAUUUUCCUUGCGAGUUGCCACAUUUGAUCGGAGCUUAUGAACAAAUAAAGCAUGAGAACUCCAAGGAUGAAACCGAGUUGGUCAACAUCAAGCACGACGAAAAUGCUGGUCACCUGAGGGGAAAAAGUCGGAAAAAUUCUAAAAAGCGGACACAACCUUGGUGAAAAUUCAGUAUACAGUAGUGACGUAAUAGUACCACCCCUGCCACUGGACUUCAGUGUAUAUACGUUAUGUUUUAUUUUGUCACUACGCUUACGAUUCGUGCCGAGUGGACAAUAAGUGACCAAUCCUCGGACAGAAAUCUGUACAUAGUGGACAGAAAAUCAUGAACUUGGCGACGCCGAACAAGAAUUUUUUCUCUUGUUUUAAAACUUUUUGUUAUAAUCCUGUAUAUGGACGAACAAAAUAUUGCCACCGAUUCUGUAUUAUUUUGAUUUUUUUCCUUUUUUUUUUUUUUUUUUACAAAUGUAUAUUUUUUUCUUGUUGUAUUUUUAUAAAAAUUUUAUUACAAUUCAUAUUAAAACUUUUUUCCCAAAAAACUA
Molecule: messenger RNA, 1515 nt
Organism: Saccostrea echinata
Lineage: Eukaryota; Metazoa; Mollusca; Bivalvia; Ostreida; Ostreidae
Product: DNA-binding protein inhibitor ID-2-like
Exons: 4
Coding region: 553-918 (121 amino acids)
Biological process (GO): circadian regulation of gene expression; cell differentiation; negative regulation of transcription by RNA polymerase II
Cellular component (GO): cytoplasm; nucleus
Molecular function (GO): protein dimerization activity; transcription regulator activity
Source: RefSeq, a predicted model, not a curated record